CAUGCACCACAACUGUUCCCUUACACGGAAGCGAGCUGCAGGAAGUCCAUGGGCUGCAUUCACCGACGCUUCUGCUGUCGUCUCGGGCAGCUCUCAGCGAUGGGAUCACUUCCCAACCUCUGAUCCAACCCCCAAAUCCCCUUUUUGCUUAAGCCAGCCGUGCUUCGGAGUCGGGUCACUUGGGAUUCUGCUGCUUUCAGACCAAAGCACUGAAGAUUCGGCCAUGGAAGACCUGGAGCCAAGUGGUCUCGACCACCAAGAAAGGGCACCUGAAAACAAGAAGCGCUACAGUGAGAUAUUCCGCAGCCUGGAUGCCAUUGAGAUCUCGAUUGGAAACGCGACAGUGGAUAUGUUCAUUGGUGACGCCGAUGGCAAUGGGGAUGCAGAGCUGCCCAUGGAAAGGGAGAUUGUUGCGCCAAGUGAAGAUCUCUCCAAAAGCAAAAGCAGCGCAGAGAGACAAAUGCAGGGAGACCUAACAGUGGAGGAGGCGGAUGAAAUGCUGAUAAAAUGCGAAGGCGGCGUCGAUGCGGCCCUGGAGUAUGCCAAAAUGUGGUGUAAAUACGUCAAGGAGCUCCUCAGCUGGAUCGAGAAACGCCUGAAUUAUGAGACAGAGUUUGCCAAGGGGAUCGUGAAGAUAGCGGAGUCGGGACGGAACACCAUCAUCCACCAGUCCAAUAUGCCUCUUCGGGCGCUCUACACGAUGGUCUUGGAGCACGAUAUCAAGAUUGGAAAUGCAGCCAGUGAGACAGUGGGGUUGCUCCAACAGAAGGAAUUCUACCAGCCUCUGUCGGCCAAGAAGAACGAGAUCGAGAAGUGGAGGAAAGAGUUCAAAGACCAGUGGACAAAGGAGCAGAAGAGGAUGAACGAAUCCCUGUCCUUGCUGCGCAAAUCCCGCCUGCAGUACAUCCAGCGCUGCGAGGAGCUGGAGAAAGCCAAGCAGCUGAGUGCCAAGGCAGAGGAUGAGUACCAGAACUCGGCCGUCAUCAGCCCCAGCAGUGCCACCAAGCAGCUGGAGAAGCGACGGCGCUCCUGCGAGGAGGCACAAGCCAAGGUUCUGGAAGCAGAAUCUUGGUACAAGAUGUGCAUCAACGAUGCCAACUUUCGGCGACAGGAACUGGAGAAGGUGCGGGCGCGGAUCGUCUCCCACGUUCGGAAGCUCAUUUACCAAGGAGAUGAGGUGCUGACACGGGUCACGUUGAGGAUGUUUAAGCAGAGGCAGACUCAGUCAGAACGGAUUCCAGUGGGAUACCAGCACCUAUCCGAGGUCUGCAAGCCAUACAGAGUGGGUGAGAAAUACCUGGAGUUCAUCCAGGCUCUGCAGAAGAAAGACAUUCCCAUGGAGCAUUUUGAGUUCGAGCCGCUCUCUUCUGGAGGACAGAGGUCUCCUCCCAGCAAUAAAAAGAAGACACCACUGCACUAUACGGGAUGCAGCAAGGAUGGGAGCACCCCAGAGGAUACACCCAGAAGGCAGAUCUCCCCAAAUGGUGAAUAGAGUGUGAACAAAUCCCUCUGCAGCGACACGGAGAGCCUCGGUGGGAGCUGUGAGUCACGAUCCCUGGAUUCUCCCAGCUCCAGUCCAGGAAACUCCACCAGGAAACUACUGAAAGCUUCGUCUACGGGCACCAUGUCCUCCUCGGAUGACUUUGAAGAGAGAGAUUCAUUGCAAACUUCUGAAAAUGAAAAUGGCACAUCCCAGCAGCAGAUCAGGAAUGCUCUCCUCUCCAGUGCAGCACAGACCCACCGACUCAGGAAACUGCGGGGACCAACCAAGUGCAGGGAGUGUGACACUUUCAUGGUCAACGGCUUCGAGUGCGAGGAGGUGAGAGCUGUCAUCGCACGCACCUCGUGUGGCACCGUGGACUGCAUGAGCUUCCCCUCAGAUCCCAUCCAGAGCAUGAAAGACUUGCUGAGCAAAUUGCCAGGGAGCAACUACAACACUCUGCGUCAUCUCAUCGCACACCUGUACAGGGUGGCAGAGAGAUAUGAAGAGAACAAGAUGUCCCCAAACAACCUGGGCAUCGUGUUUGGCCCCACUCUGAUCCGGCCGGGCUCGGGGAGCGACGUCUCCAUGUCCUGCCUUGUUGACUCCGGGUACCAAGCCCAAAUCGUGGAGUUUCUCAUCCAAAACUACGAAAGGGUGUUUGGGAUGGAGGACCUGCCCUCAUCCUUAUCCCUCGGGUGUGAAAACCCUUUGCAAGAAGCGCCGACAGAGAAGGAUGAAGGACACCAGAGCCAAAACACAGCCCAGAAUGUAACUCUAGAGAAUCCCUCCUCCAAGCACAGCUGCAGUGUGGACGAUGCAUCCGAUAUCUCAUCUUCCGGAGAGGCCAUCGAUGGGUUCGUGUUGGAGAGCGCCCAGAGCUCCGAGGCUGGAGAGGUGAACGUUGGCUCUGAGCUGGAGGACCUGGAGGAGAAGGCGGGCAGUGAUUCAGAGCCGGUCUUUGGGACGCAGCCACGGGGCCAUUUCAGCCGUCAGCCCGUGAAAUACGCCCGAGCGCAGCCGAAAGCACGACCACACAUCCCCAAACCUUCCAGCUUGCCCUUGAGAGCUACCACAUCACCCAGCAUGGCAACAGACUCUGGGGCAGAAGGCAGCCCCACUGACAGCACCUGUAUAGGGAAGGAGACUGUGGAAGAGAGGACGAGGAGCAGGAACAGCUCUCCGGAUAUGAGCGCCCUCAGGCAUCGAGGGAAACAGCUCAAACAUUUCCAGAUCACCGAGGAAACAGCCAGGAUCAUCUCCAAGUUUAAAGCUGAUGAGGUUUCGGCAUCCUCAGAGCUCUCUUCGGGUGAGAAAGCGGUGAAAUUCGGCCCGGAGAUAAUCCCAGAGAAAAUCCUGUAAGGUUAACAGCUGGAAGUAGAGGAGAGGACUGCAGUCCCACUGAGAUGCUGCUGCGGAAAGGGAUAAGUAAAGAGAUGUGGGGUGAGAACAGCAUCCCACAUCUGUUCGUGCAGCGCAGGGCGGAGGUAAAGCAUUUCCUUGGGUUGAGCUGGCAGACUUCGAGUGAGCCCAGGGUUUCCUCUUUGGUUGAAAAAUCCAACUCAAACCCAACGCAACGUCCCCAAGAAGCACAACAGGGGCGAAGGAAACACGGAUGGUCCGGGUAGAAUCAUGGGAUCACGAAGCUUGGGAAAGACCACUGAGGUCAUCCAGGCUGACCAUUUUGCUCCAGAUGUUGCUGGAGUUUCCACUGCUUCAUCAGCAUGAAGCCACGUGUAGAUACAUUGCCAGACAAAGUGUAAGAGCUGCCACACAGCUCCCAUUUCCCCCAACUAUUCAACUCUAUUGCCCUUAAAUCUUCAACCUCCGCACUACUUAAGAUGCUGGCGUUGUCACGAAGGAGAGGAACCCAUGGUGGAUGAGAGGGUUCUCUUCACCCUACAACACCCUACAAGAGGGGCAUACCGACUUGCUGGGUCUCCAUCCCACCUGCACGGGGAUCACCCCAAUUUCUGCCUCCCUGAAGCAGGUUUCUGCACAGAAAUAGGAACUCGGUCCUACAGUGCCAUCUCGUGACACACACAUGCACGUAGGAGAGUCUUCCUACGCCGUUCCUGGGGAUAACUGUGCACUGUGGGAUGGUGUUACUGUCAAAGGCAGAGGAAACCUGCUUGAAAUUUGGGCAGCAAAAUGCUGCACGAGGGCUGUUGGCAGUGAUUGUUGGCUGCAAGACAUGGGGAGAGGAGAGGAGUGGAGGUGCCAACCCAAAGGGAAACCUUCCACGUUACCAACCCAAAGGGAAACAUUUUGCUCUCCCAACCCAAAGGGAAACCUUCCACAUUGCCCAACCAAAGGGAAACCUUUCGGUCUUCCAACCCAAAAAGAGAAACCUUCCACUCUCCCAACCCAAGAAGGAACAACCUUUUGCUCUCCGAAUCCAAAGGGAAACCUUCCACGUUGCCAACCCAAAGGGAAAUCUUCCAUGUUGACGACCCAAAGAGAAACCUUUGGCUCUCCCAACCUUUGGCUCUCCCAACCCAAAGAGAAACCUUUGGCUCUCCCAACCCAAGAGGGAAAACUUUCUGCUCUCUCAACCAGCCGAAGAGGUUCAACAACCCAACUCCUCUCUCACCUCAUCAGCAGACACCAUUUCAGUCCUUUUUCUUAACAAAGCUGUAAAGAGAAACGCUGAUGAUCUCUUGGUCCUAUUUGUACAGUUCGGGUUAUCAGAGUUUGCAUCUCUGGAGCGAUGUACAUUUGUGAAUAUAUUGCUUUGAAUACUAAGUUAUCAUCGACUGUAGAGCUUCUAUAAUAAAUUACUGGGUGUUUUAUUACAA
Molecule: messenger RNA, 4278 nt
Organism: Phasianus colchicus (ring-necked pheasant)
Lineage: Eukaryota; Metazoa; Chordata; Aves; Galliformes; Phasianidae
Source: RefSeq, a predicted model, not a curated record